This is a messenger RNA of Zea mays, 1719 nucleotides long. Its product is annotated as vegetative cell wall protein gp1. The transcript is spliced from 3 exons. The coding region runs from base 284 to 1522 and encodes 412 amino acids. Lineage: Eukaryota; Viridiplantae; Streptophyta; Magnoliopsida; Poales; Poaceae. The record is from RefSeq and is a predicted model, not a curated record.
AAUAUAUGAUACAAUUUUAAGUCUUUGAUUACAAAUGCAGUCAAAACACAAAAUAAAAAAAAUCUUGUAGUGACAGAUCUAGAAUUCUCUCAAGACCUUUUUAAACGGAAAACGAAACGCAAAACGAACGCCGUUUGUAUUGUACCGCCAAGCCAGAAUCAAUGAAAACGGAAUUCGUCAUGAAUUCGUAACGAUCGAGAUUAGCCCCUCUGAUGACAAAAAACUAUAAUGUGCUUGGACUGGAGGCAGGCAGCAAGACAGACGUAAAGUUCCCUAUAGCAAAAUGCGACGAGGGAGAGGGACCGAACCAAAACGAAACGAGAGUAAAGAAGCGCAUAAAACUGGGAAAGCCACACGUAACCUCUCCCCGCCGAUCCCUUCCUUCCAUCCUUCCGCCACGCGCGGCAGCGGUUCGUCACACUCACACGCACACACCAUGGCGUCCACGCCACGGACGCCGGCGCCGGAGCGGUCUCCGCCGCCCGUGCCCACUCCUCCUCCGCCUCUGGAGGACGAGCCGCCGCCGUAUCUGGCCGACGGGUCGCCGCGGGAGGAGGCCAGCUUCUCCAGCGACGGGAGGGAAGGAGCGCCCCCCAAGAACCCGCAGCUCUCGCCCACGCACCACGCUGCGCCACGCCUCGUGCCGCCGCCCAGCAGCCCAGCCAGGCAAGACGGGCAAGAACAAGAAGGGAGCGCUAAUAAGGCCGCCGCGGCCACGGCGGAGCCGGCCCGCGAGCCGCUCCGCCAGAUGGCGACGGGCCUCGCCCGGCCACUGUCGUCGCAGACGUCGCCCGCCACCACCAACUCUCCUACUCCGUCGGCGUCUCCGACGCCGUCGAGUCCCGCGCCCGUGGCCAACAACAGCAAGAGGAGCGGCCAGAGCACGCCCAAGCGCGCGGAGACGAAGCUGCCGCUGUCGUCGCCGGCCGUCGCGGUGCACUUCGACCCAGUCGAGGAGGCCGUCACGUCGCCGCUGCGCCUCGGCAAGGCGCGCCUCGACCAGCAGCAGCAGCAGCAGCACGCGGCGGGGGCGGCGGAGAGCGGGGCAUCCGUGGUCCCCGGUGUGGCGGCGGCCGUGGCCGCGGUCGCCGAGCGGAGGGAGCUGUUGCUGGCGCUGCGCCUGGCCACGGCGGUGCUCAGCCUCGCGGCCUUCUCGGUGAUCGCCAGUGCCCGGACGUCCGGAUGGGCCGGCGACUACUACGCCCGCCACCUGCAGUACAGUGGACGGCGGCAGGUACGCCGUCGCAGUGAACGUGAUCGUGUUCGCCUACUCGGUCGCGCAGUCAUUGGGCAAAAUCCGCCACCUGGUCUCACCCAGGUUUACGUUCCGGACCAUGUCGAGCUACUACUGCAGCCUGUUCCUGGACCAGGCAAGUUCUGGCGUACCUCCUCAUGUCGGCGUCGUCGGCGGCCGCGUCGCGCAACGACCUGUGGGUGUCCAGGUUCGGCACGGACGCCUUCGUCAGGAAGAUCACCGGCGCCCUGUGGCUGUCCUUCGUCGCGUUCCUGGUGCUCGCUCUGAACGCGGUCAUCUCCACGGCUAAUCUCUUCAGCAUGGUCUGACACGACUCGUCCUGCUCUGGCGUUGUUGGAAUCAAGUACUAAUUGUAGAUUCUGGAAAUAAAUGUAACCGCGCGUUAAUUAGCUGUUGCACACGCUGUUUUUGGCACUGGUUUAUGAUUUUAUAUCACUUCUUUGUCAGUGAAAUGUUUUUUCUAA